This is a messenger RNA of Linum trigynum, 1365 nucleotides long. The record is from the annotation of a GenBank genome assembly. NCBI's taxonomy places the organism in Eukaryota, Viridiplantae, Streptophyta, Magnoliopsida, Malpighiales, Linaceae.
AUGAGUGUUAACGAUCUGAUCAAUCAAGCUGGAGAGUGGGAUCUCGAAAUGGUGCCGGAUGAAGGGAGGCUAACCAAUCGCUUCUCUCUGGUUGUCAAAGUAUUCUCUGAGCGAAGUGUUAGUCUAAGGGCAGUGAGGGGUAUGAUUCGAGCUGCUUGGGUGGAUAACCCCAAGCCAAGAGUUCAAGAAAUGCCAAACAUCCAACCUGUCUAUGAAAACGUGUUCACUCUUGAUUUUGAGAAGCAAGAAGAGAUGGAGGCAAUAUGGCUUGAACGACCCUGCCAUGUUUCUGGUACACUGAUGCAAAUGAAGAAGUUAUCUGGCCUGGAGACAGCAAGAGAUAUCAGCUUCAAGAUGGUGGAUUUCUGGGUGCAAAUCCAUAAUCUCCCAGAGGCGUACAGAACUGAGAGCAACAUAGCAAUGGUGAGCAGAAUGUUCCACCAAGUCAUAGAUAUCGAUCGUGCAGCCCUACAAGCACAGAUGUACAGGAAGUAUGUGAGGGUUUUUGUCCAGGUUGACACCUCGAGACCAAUCCCUGAUGGAUUUUACAUCCGCCAACAACAAAAGAGGAUUUGGGUUGAAUUCAAGUAUGAAAAGUUGUUCUCGUUGUGCUAUUACUGUGGGGGAAUAGAGCAUACCAGGCUGGAGUGCGAUCGGAGAAGAGCAGAUGAGGAGAAUGGGGCGCCGAUUCCAGAGAUCCAAAGAUGGGGACCGUGGACGAGGGCCAACUCACCGCUAUUCUCGCCCAGGACAAACCAGCAACAGGAGGCUGAAGUUGUUGUGAUCAGGGAUGCAGCUUCGACCUCUAAUUCCCCAGGUGGUGGCCAGACUCAAUCGCCGAAGACCGCUUCGACUGGAGCAAUCGACCAAAGCAAGCAGCCGGCGACCGCUUCGACUGGAGCAAUCGACCAAAACAGACAGCUGGUCCCACAUGCUUUUGGGACGCCGCCGGGUACAAAUCAAUCACCUAUAUCUAGCUUUGAUCAGAACUAUUCCCUAUCCCCUCAAACAGGUCUAUUCCCUACCCAAAACUUUUUCUCACCAGUUCCUCAAAGCUUUCCACUCUUUUCCCAGAACCUUCCUCUGUUUGCUUCCCCGCCCCAAGGAGAGGGAGUUGCUAGAAAUCUGUUCGGCUUCCCUCAAUCCCCAGUGUUACCUUUCCCCCAUACCCAAAAUACGACCCCACAGAUCCAUCAUGUGGGCUUCGGACUGCCCAGCCCAAACCCGCCUCCUAUUCAAGCCCAGACCCACUUCACAUUUAACCAUCAUUUCUUCCUCCCCAGCCCAAGUCGAGCCCAAACCCCUACUCGACACUUAGCAAUCAACCAGGACCAUAAAAAUCGUAAUAUUACCCCAAGAACCUAG